UGAAUAAUAAUUUGCGUGAUAUUGUGUAUAACAUACAUAUUUAAAUUAGUGUCUCGACGACAGUUAAAUGGUUAGACCGCCAAAGAUUAUAGUGACGGACAUCGAUGAAGACCCGGACAUUAAACGCCAAUUAAGGAAUAGAGAGAUUAAGGACUGGUCCGGUAGACCGCCAAAGAUUAUAGUGACGGACAUCGAUGAAGACCCGGACAUUAAACGCCAAUUAAGGAAUAGAGAGAUUAAGGACUGGUCCGGUAGUCAAUCAAUUCUUAAGCCCCAGAGGAAUGGAAACACUCUUAUAGCCAGAGAAUAG
Oppiella nova is the source of this 310-nucleotide messenger RNA. The record is from the annotation of a GenBank genome assembly. NCBI's taxonomy places the organism in Eukaryota, Metazoa, Arthropoda, Arachnida, Sarcoptiformes, Oppiidae.